Morone saxatilis (striped sea-bass) is the source of this 1575-nucleotide messenger RNA. Its product is annotated as GTPase IMAP family member 9-like. Gene Ontology annotation, molecular function: GTP binding. The record is from RefSeq and is a predicted model, not a curated record. NCBI's taxonomy places the organism in Eukaryota, Metazoa, Chordata, Actinopteri, Moronidae. The coding region runs from base 1 to 1023 and encodes 340 amino acids. The transcript has 2 exons.
AUGUCGAGGCAGAUGACCACCAACUUAGAGCCGAAGGGGUAUUUCUCUCUGACAGGAUUCAGAGCCACCACAGAUCCAAAUGAAAGGAGGAUUGUUCUAGUGGGGAAGACUGGAGUAGGGAAGAGUGCAGCAGGAAACACCAUUCUGGGCAGGGAAGCAUUCGAGUCGGAAUUGUCUCCAGCUUCCCAGACGGCUGAGUGCCAGAAAGCCAAGGGGAAUGUCGGGGACCGAAAAGUGGCCGUCAUUGACACUCCAGGGUUGUUUGACACUAAUUUCACCCAAGAAGAAGUAUUGAAGAGGAUCAAGAUGUGCAUCUCUCUGUCUGCCCCUGGUCCUCAUGCCUUCCUGGUAGUUCUUCAGCUGGGCAGAUUUACCCAGGAGGAGAAGGAAACCGUCAAGAUGAUUCAGACCACUUUUGGUGAAGAUGCAGCUAAAUACACAAUGGUUUUGUUCACACAUGGAGAUCAGCUGAAGAAGCAAACCAUUGAGGGCUAUAUUUCCGAGAGUCCCGACCUGAAAGCCCUCAUUCGGAAGUGCUACAGUCAAUACCAUGUCUUUAACAACGAAAUUAAAGACCCUGAACAAACCAGUCAGCUCCUCGACAAAAUCGACAAGAUGACUAUGGCUAACGGUGGAAGCUACUACACCAACGAAAUGUUCAUGAGAGCAGAGGCAGCCAUAGAGAAGGAGAAACAGCGAGUCCUGAAGGAGCUGGAAGCACAGAGGCAGAGGGAGCUGGACAAACUGAGAACCAAAUACGCAGAGGAGGCCUACCACAGGGAGGAGAAGCGAGUGAUUAGGAGAUACGACUAUGAAGCCAGAGCUCGUGCUGAAAGGUCCAAUGAUUUUGUCGCUGCUCCAGUGAUGGUUAUAGCGACGACCUGUGGCGCUGUUGUCGGAGGUCUGCUCGGAGUUGUAGGAGGUCCAAUCGGUUUGGCAGUCGGAGCUGCAGCUGGAGCAGUUGUUGGAGCUACUGUUGGUGCAUUAUCACUCAGAGUCUCAGAGCGUUGCAGUGUUCAAUGAGGACAUUUCCUGUCCAUUAUUGCAGUUAGCAGUCCCCUUUUCCUACUCGCAUCACCACACUGAAAUUCUACUGUUCGCCUUGGAGGACCACCUCUUUGUGGAAUUCUCUCUCCUGACUGGAUAAAAUGGGAACAGGAUGCCAGAAAACUGGGAGAGAAUAUAGAGCUAUUUAACACUUAUUUUAACUUAAAAAUAUUGCUUACAGCACCUUUCAAUUAUGUUUAUAUUUAAUUGUUUUCCAGGAAAAUGAUAUCCCUCUAGUCUUGGGUCAUGUUCAUUUGCUUCUUAGUAAAUGCUCAUAAUCACUUUUCGUUCACAAUUUGAAAAUUUUGUACCAGAAAUAGGUACACAGUAAAACUUCAUACAGGGAUUUAGUAGAAUCAAGUAAUCUUUUCUCAUUACCUUAACAUAAAUAUUUAAAGUUAAAUAACCUUUUUUUAGUUGUUGUUUUCUGACCACUUCAGAACUUAAAAGAAGAGAAAAGAACUAUGGACAUGAAUUCCUUUAACUUGAAGUCUUUUAACUCUAAAUGAUGAGUUGGACAUACACCAA